Enhydra lutris kenyoni (northern sea otter) is the source of this 7440-nucleotide messenger RNA. RefSeq names its product U2 snRNP associated SURP domain containing (gene U2SURP). Gene Ontology annotation, biological process: RNA processing. Gene Ontology annotation, cellular component: nucleus. Gene Ontology annotation, molecular function: RNA binding. The coding region runs from base 59 to 3148 and encodes 1029 amino acids. NCBI's taxonomy places the organism in Eukaryota, Metazoa, Chordata, Mammalia, Carnivora, Mustelidae. The record is from RefSeq and is a predicted model, not a curated record. The transcript is spliced from 28 exons.
UUUCGGUGCUCGACUCGCCCGUGCUGCUGCGGCCGCCGAAGGAGGGGCAAAGCUCAAGAUGGCGGACAAAACGCCAGGCGGAUCUCAGAAGGCCAGUUCGAAGACCAGAUCAUCAGAUGUUCAUUCAUCUGGAUCUUCAGAUGCACAUAUGGAUGCAUCUGGACCCUCAGAUAGUGACAUGCCAAGUCGGACACGACCUAAGAGCCCAAGAAAACAUAAUUAUAGAAAUGAGAGUACCCGUGAAAGCCUUUGUGAUUCUCCUCAUCAGAAUCUCUCAAGACCUCUUCUAGAAAACAAACUCAAAGCCUUCAGUAUUGGAAAAAUGAGUACGGCUAAGCGAACUUUAAGUAAGAAGGAGCAAGAAGAAUUAAAGAAAAAGGAAGAUGAAAAGGCAGCUGCUGAGAUUUAUGAGGAAUUUCUUGCCGCUUUUGAAGGAAGUGAUGGUAAUAAAGUGAAGACAUUUGUGCGUGGAGGUGUUGUUAAUGCAGCUAAAGAAGAACAUGAAACAGAUGAAAAAAGAGGUAAAAUUUAUAAGCCCUCUUCAAGAUUUGCAGAUCAAAAAAAUCCUCCAAAUCAGUCAUCCAAUGAAAGACCACCAUCUCUUCUUGUGAUAGAAACCAAAAAACCUCCACUGAAGAAAGGGGAGAAGGAAAAGAAAAAAAGCAAUUUGGAACUCUUCAAAGAAGAAUUGAAACAAAUUCAGGAAGAGCGUGAUGAGAGACAUAAAACAAAAGGCAGGUUAAGCCGAUUUGAGCCACCUCAGUCAGAUUCUGAUGGUCAGCGUCGUUCUAUGGAUGCGCCUUCAAGAAGAAAUAGAUCAUCUGGUGUUCUUGAUGAUUAUGCACCUGGCUCACAUGAUGUAGGAGAUCCCAGCACUACUAAUUUAUAUCUUGGAAACAUUAAUCCACAGAUGAAUGAAGAAAUGCUUUGUCAAGAAUUUGGAAGAUUUGGACCAUUAGCCAGUGUGAAAAUUAUGUGGCCUAGAACUGAUGAAGAAAGAGCAAGAGAGAGAAAUUGUGGCUUUGUGGCUUUUAUGAAUAGAAGAGAUGCUGAAAGAGCUUUAAAAAAUUUAAAUGGAAAGAUGAUUAUGUCAUUUGAAAUGAAGUUAGGUUGGGGUAAAGCUGUGCCUAUUCCUCCACAUCCAAUAUACAUUCCGCCUUCUAUGAUGGAACAUACGCUUCCCCCACCUCCAUCAGGACUGCCUUUUAAUGCGCAGCCUAGAGAGAGGUUAAAAAACCCCAAUGCUCCAAUGUUACCGCCACCUAAAAACAAGGAGGAUUUUGAGAAGACUCUGUCGCAAGCCAUAGUCAAAGUGGUUAUCCCAACAGAAAGGAAUUUGCUCGCCCUGAUACACCGAAUGAUAGAGUUUGUUGUACGUGAAGGGCCAAUGUUUGAAGCUAUGAUUAUGAACAGAGAAAUCAACAAUCCUAUGUUCAGGUUCUUAUUUGAAAACCAGACACCAGCCCAUGUUUACUAUAGGUGGAAGCUUUAUUCUAUUCUGCAGGGAGAUUCUCCAACUAAGUGGCGGACAGAAGAUUUUCGUAUGUUCAAAAAUGGAUCUUUUUGGAGGCCACCACCAUUAAAUCCAUACCUGCAUGGGAUGUCAGAAGAGCAAGAAACAGAAGCUUUUGUAGAGGAGCCAAGUAAAAAGGGAGCACUUAAGGAAGAACAGAGGGACAAAUUAGAAGAAAUCCUGCGGGGGUUAACUCCAAGGAAAAAUGAUAUUGGAGAUGCAAUGGUUUUCUGUCUUAAUAAUGCUGAAGCUGCCGAAGAAAUAGUGGAUUGCAUUACUGAGUCAUUGUCCAUCUUAAAGACACCCCUCCCCAAAAAGAUUGCCAGAUUAUAUUUGGUUUCUGAUGUUUUGUAUAAUUCUUCAGCCAAAGUUGCCAAUGCUUCAUAUUAUAGAAAAUUUUUUGAAACAAAGUUAUGUCAGAUAUUUUCAGACCUCAAUGCUACUUAUCGUACAAUUCAAGGCCAUUUACAGUCUGAAAACUUUAAGCAACGGGUAAUGACCUGCUUCAGAGCAUGGGAGGAUUGGGCAAUUUAUCCAGAACCAUUUUUGAUCAAACUACAAAAUAUUUUCUUAGGACUUGUAAAUAUUAUUGAAGAAAAGGAAACAGAGGAUGUACCAGAUGACCUUGAUGGUGCCCCCAUUGAGGAAGAGCUUGAUGGUGCACCUCUAGAAGAUGUGGAUGGAAUUCCUAUUGAUGCUACUCCCAUUGAUGAUCUUGAUGGGGUCCCUAUAAAGAGCCUUGAUGAUGAUCUUGAUGGAGUGCCUUUGGAUGCAACUGAGGACUCAAAGAAGAAUGAGCCCAUAUUUAAAGUUGCCCCAUCAAAAUGGGAAGCUGUAGAUGAAUCUGAAUUGGAAGCACAGGCUGUAACAACUUCUAAGUGGGAGUUAUUUGACCAGCAUGAAGAAUCAGAAGAAGAAGAAAAUCAAAAUCAAGAAGAAGAAAGUGAAGAUGAAGAAGAUACUCAAAGUUCCAAAUCAGAAGAACAUCAUUUGUACUCUAAUCCAAUCAAAGAAGAAAUGACUGAGUCCAAGUUCUCGAAGUACUCUGAAAUGAGUGAGGAAAAACGAGCUAAACUUCGUGAAAUUGAACUCAAAGUUAUGAAGUUUCAGGAUGAAUUGGAAUCUGGAAAAAGACCUAAAAAACCAGGCCAAAGCUUUCAGGAGCAAGUAGAACAUUACAGAGAUAAACUUCUUCAACGAGAGAAAGAGAAAGAAUUAGAAAGAGAACGAGAAAGAGAUAAAAAGGAUAAAGAAAAAUUGGAAUCUCGAUCCAAAGACAAGAAGGAAAAAGAUGAAUGUACUCCAACAAGGAAAGAAAGGAAGAGGCGACACAGCACAUCCCCUAGCCCAUCUCGCAGUAGCAGUGGUAGACGAGUGAAAUCCCCUUCACCCAAAUCGGAGCGAUCAGAGCGUUCAGAAAGAUCUCAUAAAGAGAGCUCACGAUCCAGGUCAUCUCACAAAGAUUCUCCUAGAGAUGUUAGCAAAAAGGCCAAAAGAUCACCAUCUGGUUCGAGGACACCUAAAAGGUCUAGGCGAUCACGGUCUAGAUCUCCUAAAAAGUCAGGGAAGAAAUCCAGAUCCCAGUCCCGAUCUCCACACAGGUCUCAUAAAAAGUCAAAGAAAAACAAACACUGACAUAAAUUUUUAAGAUGCUGUCACUUAUUGGAAAUGCAAUUUUGUUUUGUGCCUGAAUGGUCUGUUUUUUUAAAAAAAAAAAAUAACAAAAAAUCAAAUGAAAGAGCAUUCCUGGAUUUUUUGUUUGUUUGUGAAUGCAUGUGUAAACUCAUGAGUAACUGCAUCUGUAGACCUGUCCUUGUUUUAUAUUGUAUAAAUUACUUUUGUUGUGGCUGUUUCUCAAAUUGAAAUUUUUAUUGUGCUAAUGAAUUUCAUCAGAAAUGUGUAUAAUGGAUCUGCUGGCAGUAGUAGUAUUUUGUUUUAGGAUGUUGUGACUUAGCAAAAAUAAUACAGAUGUCUUCCCCCCUUUUGUAGCUUUGACAAUUUGAAUUAGAUUUCAAAUAAAAUCUGAACAGAAAACUAUAAUGUUGUUUUUUUGCCCUAUUGGUGACAUCAAGUCCCUUAAAGUCCUACUAAGUGAGUUUAGCACUUCUGUUGUGUUUCUUAUACUUAAUGCACUUUAUAAGCUCCAUUGUUCAAGUAGCUAAAGUUUUAUAUUUACUAAGAUGACUAUCAAAAUUAAGGGACCUGAGAUUCCUAUUUGGUAGGUUUGCCAACCAACUUCUUUGAUAAGGCUAUCUUGGGUAAUACUAGUACCCAGAGAUCAAAAAACUAAGGAAAGGUGGCAUGGUCUUUUUGUUAAUGGAAUGCCUGGCUAAAAUAUUUUUUCUUUUAUCAAAGAAGCAAUAUGAUUUCAGUGUACUCAGCCUAUGUCCUGAGCAACUAUUUAUUUUUAGGGAAAAAUUAACUCUCCAUCUUUUGGUUUCAUCUUCUAUCAUGAAAGAAGUUUAUUUAUAAAAUAAAUUUUCUAACAAGAGUUGGCCAUAGAAGUUUUUUGUAUGAUAAUUGCCCUUUUAUAGCCCUGUGUAGGUUAUCUUUCAAACACUGGUAUCAGUAUAUUUCUACAAAGUUCUAUUUAAAGCACCUUAGUUGUUUUUUUUUUGUUUGUUUUUUAAGAAUUGAGUUUUAGCUUUACCUUUAAGUAAAGCUUAAAAGUAAAAUAGUUUUCAGGAAACUUAACAUCCAGUGGUUUGUAAAUUCAAGGUGCAAAAAGUUGAUUUAAACAAUUUGCAGAGUUAAAAUCUGUUACACAAUGGGAAUAAAAUUGCUGCAGUAUGAGGAAGAAAUAAGAAAACUUGUAUAAUGUUGAUCAUAAUAUUGCUACAAUAUAAUGUAAUAAAGGGUUAUGUAGUCUUGAACUGACACUACUACUAUUUGUGAAUCUUUCAGUUUUUUUGGACACAUUAUGCAGUGGUUUUAAUGUUUUGGUUUUUCCCCCUUAAUAGCAUAGAUAACCAUUCUAAUAAUGGAUUGUUUUGAGUUACCUUUUUAAAACUAUAUUUUCAAGUUGCUUUAUUUAAUGUUGCCUAGUUAUAAAAUAAAAUAAGCUGCACCGAUGAUGUGGGAAGUAGGUAUAUUAGCUGGUGGUGAGGUGUGCUAUUUCCAAACUGGGCAAACCUACAGCAGCUUUAUAAAUGAGCCGAUCCGGUUAUUGGACUGAAUGGUUCUUACCAACAUGCAAUAUUGCUUCAAGGUUAUUCCCUUAUUGUUCACUCUUUUGUUUGUUCAUAAUGUUAGGGAAUGUUAAUUCCUAAAUGUUGCUUAGAAUAAUUAAAUGUGAACAUUUGGUGCUGGUUUUUAAAAACCUACAGAUACAGCCAUUUUUAAAGGUUUUUAAAAACCUACAGAUAUAGCCAUUUUUCAAGUGUUUUUUCUCCCCUGUUGCUAGCCUAGGGGGAGGAAAUUUUAUAUAUACCUUUCUUUGCAAAAAAAAAAAAAAUAAUGUUGAGUUCCUGGUGAUUUGGGCAUUCCAUAAUUAGUUGGUAUCUAGUAUAGGCUUAGACACAAUAUGGCAGGUCAUGAUUUUUGCAGUCAAAUUACAAGGAAUGCUUAUUUUUCUCUCUCAAAAAAAAUAUUCUGAGGAAGGAGGAGUGAGUAGAAAUUGUUAGGUCAGUUUUGGGUGCUUAUUUGUAGUAUUUUUCCUACUGCAGUGGAAUUAGCAGUUCUUUUAAUGUGGAUCCAGGUACAACGAAUAUCUUAAGGAGGAUUAGAUUGGCUUUCUUUGGGUGGGUGGGUGGGGAUUGCUUAGGCUUGAUAGAGUAUGUGUUCUGUAGAGUUUACUAAUUGUGUGUAUUAGAUUGUAUUGGAUUUUUUUUUUCUGGAAUUGCAAAUGGUUAUUUCCAAUUUUACUUAGAAAAUAUCUAGAAUAAGCCUGUUUAAUUCUUCAUGGAUUCUAUGAAAGUUUAACAAGAUCAGAAAUUGGUGAAUUCUAAGGAGGGAGAUACUUUACCAUUUUUUUAAAAAAUAGCAUAUUAUUCAUGUUUCACAUCUAAAGAUAAAGAUCAUUAGAUAGCAGAAUUUCUUCAGGUUGACUAAAACGUUCAUAGGAUAACUUUCUAGUUACAGGAAAUAACCUGGUCCAGCUCUGUAGUAGACGGUUUUGCUCUAUCAUAGCUACGAGUAAGAGGAAAUCCUCGGUUACCUACUCUUUUCACAAAGAGUGUGGCUUAAACUCUUUACCCUCUCCUAACAUUUAUACACAGGGAUUUCUUACCAGGUUAAUACCAUUAAUCUCCUCCUACACUGAGAGAAAGUAAAUAAAUGGUGGUCUAUUUCUUACCAAAGAGAGACCUAUGAUUGAAAAGGAUCAUGUUUGUGUAUCUUUUCUGUGACAUUGUAUUUCCUUAUUCCCAUUAGUUAAGCAUAUGGACAUUUCUAAACUGUAACAUGUUGAGAAGUUAAAAGAUUAAAGAACUAAAACAGCAAAAAGCCCUGACCCAAAAGAAUGAUUUUAUGAUGCUCAGAAUGUUCUUGGCUUUUCUGCUAAAGUUUGCAGAAAUUACUAGACACUGACCUAAUUUUUCUUUAUUGCAGACCAUUCCUGUGAGCUAACCCUGAGACUUUUAUCCCAAUUAAAGAAUCUUAGAAGAAAUACUUGCUUAUGACUUCUGUAUUUUCCCCCCAGAUUUUAAUAGUCUUGAAAAUAUUUUUAAGAGAUUCCAACCAUGAUUUAAUUUAUUAGCUGUGUUCUACACAUUUGCCUUUGCGAUCACAUAAAUUCUGAAUUUAUGUGGCCGUGAUAAUAGCCUAUCAUUAUGAUUAUUAACAAAUAAGAGCAGAUAAAUCCCUGUAUUGCCAAAGUGGCUUAAGCUAUUCUGAUGACCACAACAGUGUGAUCUCUUCAACAGAGAAGGUUGUUUUUUUUUUUUUUUAAAUAGUACCACUUUUCUAAGACAGUACAUUUACGAAAUUUGAGCUUUGUUCUUUGUCGUUUUCCUUUUAUACUUUCAUGGAAAAGCAAAUUACAGAAAAUUCAGUCCAGAUAGUAACGAAGACACUAGUCUAAGUUGAACACAUGACUGUAAAAGCUCACAAAGUGCUUGGUUUCUUCAUAUUUCACAUGCAGGUUUUAGACAGAUUGUAGGGGGUAUUUAAUUUGUUGCCUUUUGGCUUUUUUUCUUCAUUUUUGUUAUCAACUUCCCAGGACUUAGAUAAUCCCCAAAUGCAGAUCCCAGGGGAAGUGUUGUGACGAUAGACUAAAAGGUGGGAAUGUGCUGCUGUUCAGAGUGAGCCAUGUUCCAUUGUUGAAAAUUCAAUGCCUCAGUGUUUACUCAGUACCACCUCAUGGAGCUUUGGUGUAAAUGGAUUAUGUGUAUCAUUGGUUAUUUAUAUAGUUUUGUAGCUCUAUAGAUAAAAUGCCCUCAUUCAUUUUCACAUGUAAUUGUGCUUGGAGUAUUUGUUUUCUCCUUUUACUUCAACAGGCUCUUGUACGUUACAUCUCUGGUGAUUCGAAAUAUCAGGAAAGACAAUUUUUCAGGAAUGAGAAUAAUAUAGUUGAAAUCAGCUCAGCUGAAAUACUUUACAGCAAGACAAUUUCUUUUGGGUGAACGGAUUCCAUAAUUUAGUUACCCUUGAUGUAAGGAUUAAGUUUAUUGUGGAGCUGCUUUCCAGACUGUUACUUUAUAGUUUUUCUACAUAAAGAUUAUAUAGUUGCAAAGGUUGUGGAAUUUCCCUUUUGUUGUUGUUUUUUGACUUUUAAUUACUUUAAUAAAAAUACAUUGUUUUCAUAGCAAACUAGCCUGUUCAUGUAAUUUUCUCCAUGUAGUUUUUCUAAUGUGAGCCCAGUAAACCAUGUCUGGUUUUCAGCAGCUUUCUAUCAAGUCAAAUAAGUUAUGUGUCACAUUUAUCAGUUCUAGCUAAAAUGUUACAUUUUAUAUGUUUAAACUCUAAUAAAAUAUUUUCAUGAUAGAUGA